This is a messenger RNA of Leptosia nina, 585 nucleotides long. Lineage: Eukaryota; Metazoa; Arthropoda; Insecta; Lepidoptera; Pieridae. The record is from the annotation of a GenBank genome assembly.
AUGAAGAAUACUAUAUCGAUCGCCUUUCAAAAUUUAGGUAUUGGGACACAGAAAGACGAUCCUACAAAUACCCUUUUACCGUCACCGAAGUUAAAAGGAAGUGUAAUGGUUUCGUUGACUCUACGACCGUUGAGGAGAUUAGCCAGAGCUGGAAUUUAUACAAAGCGGUUACAAAAGGCUUCCUUUUCUUCGUCAAGAGCUAAAAAGGUAAAUUAUGCAGCUCGCUCGUCAGCAGAGUGCACUUCAGGGUCGAGGGGUCCUCGCGAGAUUCAGCAGAAGGCAAAGUUAACGUACCUGAAGGAACGUCGAGUGAAGGGGAAGAGCGAGGACGGAAAGGGGUCACACAUAUUAUGGAAUAGUAACGGGGACACGUGCUAUCGGCAGAGAGGGACGGAUUCACUGAACGUCCUUGGCGAGGGGGCGCGCGGGGCGCCUGCGGCAUCAGACGUUUCAAUCAUCCCCGGGGGAGGGAGACGGAGCUAUGGUCUCGGCCGGCGGCGGGACCGAGAUGCGCGAUGCCGUGCUAUUGACCGGCUCGCAGACCACGCCCACCCGGGCGAGGGGGCGCUCCGAUGCUCCAAGUGA